Messenger RNA from Psilocybe cubensis, 363 nucleotides. RefSeq lists its product as uncharacterized. NCBI's taxonomy places the organism in Eukaryota, Fungi, Basidiomycota, Agaricomycetes, Agaricales, Agrocybaceae. The transcript has 2 exons. The record is from RefSeq and is a predicted model, not a curated record. The coding region runs from base 1 to 363 and encodes 120 amino acids.
AUGGCUAUUCAGGCGUCCCAUCGUGCUAUCUCUCACUGGCUUACUGGCGAACAUCUGAAGAUUCAGCGGCCAUUGGGAGACUUUUCAAAGGACAACUGGGGAGACAAUCUGACACGCGAUCCAAAGAACUAUCCCACACUCCUACCCGGAUUGGUUCAGGAAAGCAAAGCUACGUCCAAUCUGCUGCGUGUAGUUAUGAAACUUACAGAUAAGCGGUGGGAAAAAAUUAUUCAGGGUGCGAUGAAGGCUACACGUAGGCACAAGAGUAUUACAAUCCAGCCAGUAGCACCAGCCGCCCCCGAUGCCAUCGAGGAACCUCUUUCCGACUUUUCUAUUCUCGAUAACGAUAAUGACAGUGAUUAG